UAUCUUGUCUUUAGUACCAAUUUUUUCCUUGGUUAACAAUAAUUGUUGUUUUCUUUGAUCGACCUCAUGGAUCUACUCUAGUUAUCGCGUUCGAGAAAUGAGAAGUCCUAGUUCCUCAGUGGUAUCUGCCAUCACCAAGAGGUUAGAAGGAAAAGUUGCAAUCGUAACAGGUGGUGCAAGUGGUAUCGGUGAGUGCACGGCCAAAUUGUUUGCUCGUUAUGGAGCCAAAGUUGUCAUCGCCGAUGUUCAAGAUGAUCUAGGCAAAUCUGUUUGUAAAGAUGUAACAGAUUCUACAGGUGCCGUGUCUUAUGUUCACUGCGAUGUUUCAAAAGAACAGGACGUGAAAAAUCUCAUCGAUGGAACCAUGGAGAAGUAUGGAAAGCUUGAUAUAAUGUUCAAUAAUGCUGGAAUGGCAGGGGAUAUGGAUCAAUCAAUUUUGGAUGGUAAAUAUGAAAAUUACAGGAGAGUUUAUGAUGUAAAUGCAAUUGGUUCGGUUUUGGGUGCUAAACAUGCUGCCAGGGUUAUGAUUCCAGCCAAGAAAGGAAGCAUACUAUUCACUUCCAGUGCUGCAUCGGUAGUGGCUGGGCUGACCCCAACUGCUUAUGCUAUGUCAAAACAUGCAAUUGUGGGAUUAACAAAGAAUUUAUGUGUGGAAUUAGGACAAUAUGGAAUCAGGGUUAAUUGCAUUUCACCCCAUACAAUUGUCACACCUAUGCUCACCAGCGGAUUUAAUCUGGAAGCAAGUAAGGCUCAUGACAUCAUUAAUAAGUCAGCCAUUUUGAAAGAAGGUGUGCUUAUGCCCGAGGAUAUAGCGGAGGCAGCAGUUUAUUUGGGCAGUGAUGAAUCCAAGUAUGUAAGUGGGAUGAAUCUUGUUGUUGAUGGAGGCUACAGCACAACCAAUCCUUCGUUUGUUACUGUAUUGGAAAACAGCAUUUGAUCUAUGCAGCUCUCGAAAUGUAUGUUGUUACAUUCUAUUACCGAAUUAGUGGACAGUGGACGUUAUAUAUAUAUCGUUCCGACUUUUUUCUCAAGGUUUCGAAUUUAAAAAAUAACAGCAAAGAUAUCCAUUUGAGAGACUAUAUAAUACACAUCAUUAAUCAAACUCUACAAUGAUAAAGUUCUAAUGUUACACCAA
Papaver somniferum (opium poppy) is the source of this 1135-nucleotide messenger RNA. Its product is annotated as secoisolariciresinol dehydrogenase-like. The record is from RefSeq and is a predicted model, not a curated record. The transcript is spliced from 2 exons. Bases 98 to 937 code for a protein of 279 amino acids. Lineage: Eukaryota; Viridiplantae; Streptophyta; Magnoliopsida; Ranunculales; Papaveraceae.